CUGUGAAGAGUGAAACACGUUUAAACUACACCAACGGAACCCCCUCGGGGACAAUUUUGUGUGCGGAAGCGAAAAGUUCAAACAUGUCAUCAGCAGUUCCUGGUACAAGUUAAAAGCAGUCGGGUCGUCACUGUGAGCAUGUCAUCGGAGCCCGCCAGGAGCGCGAGGCGGAACGGCCCCAAACCAUGGCCCGUGGUCGCGCUGUCGGUGCUGGGCUCGGCCGGAGCAGUGGCCGCGGUCGGGUUUCUCUGCGCCCUGAUCUACCCCAUACUCAAAGAGCUGCGGGCAGAGAGGGUGACAGGAGAGGAUGGCACUGAGGAGAGGAUGCUCGGCUUCUGGAGUCUCCUGGUCCUGUCAGUAUUAGUAGGAUGCAUCUGCUGCGUCUUCUCGUGGAUGCUCACCUACCUUGACUCGUUCCAGCCUGGUCUGGAUUUCCCGACGCUGCGGACAGUGGCCCACGUCAGGUAA
Molecule: messenger RNA, 468 nt
Organism: Neolamprologus brichardi
Lineage: Eukaryota; Metazoa; Chordata; Actinopteri; Cichliformes; Cichlidae
Source: RefSeq, a predicted model, not a curated record